AUGGAAACCACAGAUAAGAAACCGGUCGCUGAAAAACCGGACUUGUCUGUUUCUGCUGUUCAAACCACUCAAGAACUCAACACGGCCAACGGAGAUGAGACCAUUGAGAAUCUCCGCGUCCAUUUACGAGAAUUGGAAAAACGAUGUGCCCUUCAACAGCUUCGUCACGAAGAGGUGUUGCUCGAAUUGGAAGAUGCCCGGAAACGAAGCCGUCAGGAUUCCAAUCUUAUUCCUGCCCUGUCCGUUAAUCUCGAUUCUACCUACACUCCCGCCCGAGCAUCAGCGUUGGAAUUCGGUUCACACUAUUCGACUCCCACUGGCGGUGUGGUGGCCUCCUCAUCCUCGGUCAUUGCAGCUCCCACCGCCACCGCGACCAAUGUACUAGUCAGUCGACCCACACUGACUGAUCUCAAUUUAACCGAAGGUCGUCUUGGUGCACCCACACACGAGCUGACCAGUCAGCUCAGUCUAAACCAGAGCAUUCAGGGAGCGCGUGUACGAGGGCAUAUCAAAGGUCGCUUGUUCGCCGGUGCUCCCGUCCUUCCAGAUGAACAGGAUCCCAAUCUAGUCGAAUUGUUCCAGACGGCUGAUGGACCGUUCGAAACUAACGGUACGUGCUCAUAG
Echinostoma caproni is the source of this 624-nucleotide messenger RNA. Lineage: Eukaryota; Metazoa; Platyhelminthes; Trematoda; Plagiorchiida; Echinostomatidae. The record is from the annotation of a GenBank genome assembly.